Messenger RNA from Chaetomium strumarium, 2346 nucleotides. RefSeq lists its product as uncharacterized. Bases 1 to 1938 code for a protein of 645 amino acids. The record is from RefSeq and is a predicted model, not a curated record. The transcript has 2 exons. Gene Ontology annotation, molecular function: protein binding. Gene Ontology annotation, cellular component: cytosol; peroxisomal membrane. Gene Ontology annotation, biological process: protein import into peroxisome matrix, docking. Lineage: Eukaryota; Fungi; Ascomycota; Sordariomycetes; Sordariales; Chaetomiaceae.
AUGUCAUUUCUCGGUGGUGCCGAGUGCUCGACGGCGGGCAAUCCGCUCAGUCAGUUCACGAAGCACGUCCAAGACGACAAGAGCCUGCAGCAUGACAGGCUCGCUGGCCGAGGGCCGAAUGCUGCCGCCGGAGGCUUCAGGAGCAUGGGUCACAAUGCCCCGCAGGAUGAGAUGGUCAACGGAUUUCUCCAACACGCGCCAGGUCUCCCAGAGAUCGGGCUCGACCCCAGUCACAGCGUGCACCUCCAUGCCCAAACUGGCUCGCCCAUGUCCCCCGCCUGGGCGCCGCCCGACACCCAGGCUGCCAUGGAAGCUGCCUUCAACGUACCGCCAGGAACCCAGUUCAGCCCGGAAGAAUUCGCCAAAUUCCAGCAGAUGAACGGCUCCGCACCGUCUGUAGCCCGCGGUAGCCCCAUGCCUGGAGCUAGCGCCACCGUCCUGGGCCAACCCCAGAGCCCUAUGAUGAUGGGCGGCGGCAUGAGCUACGGCAUGGUGUCGCGCCCUAUGUUCCAGCCCAUGUAUGGGCCGCAGUUGCACAUGGCCCAGCCGCUGACGCAACAGCAGAGCGUUGGCAAGGGAAAGGGCAAAGAGGUGGUCGAGCUGGACGAGAACAAAUGGGAAGAGCAGUUCAAGCAGAUGGAGCUGCACGACCGCCAGCUGCGCGAGCAGCUGGACGAGGAGGCACGGUCCAUGGAGCCUGAGCUCAACAAAAUGGACGAGAAGCUGCUGCACUCCGAGACCGGCUACGGCGACCUCGAGUCGAUCUGGCGCGGCAUCCAGGCCGAGCGGGAGGCCAUGGAGGAGUUAGACGACGUUGAGGACAGUUUCGCCAAGUUCGACAGCUCGAAUUUUGGCGGGGACGGCCUCAACGACUGGUCGCUGAACAGCCGUUACGGCACAGACCCCAUCGCGCAAGAAUACCUCUUCGAAGAGGAGAACCUCUUCCAAGACCAACCCAACCCCUUUGAGGAGGGUGUCCGCAUAAUGAACGAGGGCGGCAACCUUUCGCUGGCCGCUCUCGCCUUCGAAGCGGCUGUGCAGAAGAACCCCGACCAUGCUGAGGCCUGGGUUUACCUCGGGAGCGCCCAAGCCCAGAAUGAGAAAGAAGAAGCCGCCAUCCGCGCGCUCGAGCAUGCCCUCAAGCUCGACCCCAACAACCUCGCCGCCCUCAUGGCCCUCGCGGUAUCCUACACCAAUGAAGGCUACGACAGCACCGCCUACCGCACCCUAGAGCGCUGGCUCUCGGUCAAGUACCCCCAAAUCAUCGCCCCCACCGAGCUCUCCUCGGCCGCCGAUAUGGGCUUCACAGACCGUGCCCAGCUCCACAGGCGCGUGACCGACCUCUUCCUUGCCGCGGCCCGCCUCGCCCCGGAUGGCGACCACAUGGACCCGGACGUGCAGGUCGGCUUGGGCGUGCUCUUCUACGGCGCCGAGGAAUACGACAAGGCGGUCGACUGCUUCCAGGCGGCGCUGCACAGCUCCGAGCUGGGCACGUCGAACCAGCGCGAGCAGAUCCACCUGCUGUGGAACCGCCUGGGCGCAACGCUGGCCAACUCGGGCCGCUCCGAGGAGGCCAUCGCCGCCUACGAGAAGGCGCUCGCGAUCAAGCCCAACUUUGUCCGCGCCCGCUACAACCUCGGCGUCUCGUGCAUUAACAUAGGCUGCCACGCCGAGGCCGCCGGCCAUCUGCUCGCUUCGCUGGACAUGCAUAAGAGCGUGGAGAAAAGCGGGCGCGAGAAGGCGAGGGAGCUGCUGGGCGGCGACGCCGCCGGCCCUGGCCUGGACGCUAGAAUCGAGGCCAUGACCACCCAGAACCGGAGCACCACGCUUUACGAUACGCUGAGACGCGUGUUUACGCAAAUGGGCAGGAGAGACCUCGCGGAGAAGGUCGUGGUGGGCGUCGACCCGGAGAUUUUCAGGGGCGAGUUUGACUUUUGACGGGGCCGGUGAUGGUGACCCGGGGCAGAAACAUGAUCAUAAAGGGAAGCGGGUCUGGCAUUUGAGCGGUUCUGGGAGGCUAUGGGAGAGGCGCGUGGUUUUCUGAUUCUGCCCUUCUCUUUCGGCGGCUUUCUCACGAGUCACUAUCACUGGUAUCUGGUGACUGGACGUACUGUCAAUCUCAUGCGGAAUAGGAUACGUGUGUAUAAAAGGGGAUGCAUCGGAUCUGCGAUGGUCAAUAUUUGGAAGAGUGGUCGGCAGUGUCAGCCAAUUUCACCAAACUGGCUUCAGCGGCAGCUCGAUGUUCAUGCUGCCAAUCUGUAAAUACCAGGAAUCGCGGCUUAGAUGGGACGGACAUCGCGGCCUAACCAGCGAUAAAGACAGCGGAAUGAAAUGAAAGCGGUAAAU